UCUGGGUCUGCCUUUUCUGCACCAAGAUCCUGGCUGUUGCCAAGGCAGAGGCCUCACUUUGACCGUCCUGGAGAUGUAAUAGUGGGGGGCAGCUUCUCCAUCUUUUACCUCUCUAUUGGUAACCUGUCUGACUUCACUGCCCCACCAUCUGGACUUGUGGCUUCAGGCGUUUCCAACUGGGGCUACCGGGUGGCCCAGAGUUUCGUCUUUGCCAUCGAGGAGAUUAAUAGGAGUGCUCACUUGUUGCCCAAUGUGACCCUGGGCUUCUCUAUUCGAAACUCUGGGGACACAGUGCAUGGAGCCCUCCAUGAGACAAUGAGCUUUCUCACGAGGCAGCAGGAGCCCAUCCCCAACUACACAUGCCAGCAUGGCUCUCCUCAGGCUGCCUUGGUUGGGGACACGCGGUCAUCCCUGUCUGUCUCCAUGGCCAGACUUCUGGGACUGUACAAGUUUCCCCAGGUCAGUUACUCAUCCUCACUACCCAGCCUCAGUGACAAGAUCCAGUUCCCAUCUUUCCUGCGAACUGUAACUAGUGACCUCAUAUCCUCCCUUGCAGUGACUCAGCUGAUAAUUCACUUUCAGUGGUCCUGGGUGAUCAUUCUGGCCUAUGAUGAUGACUUUGGGCAGCAGGCCAGCUCUCUGGCCACUCAGGAGCUGAGCACAGCUGGUGUGUGCAUUGAGUACACCCUCCAUGUUCCUUCCCAUGAGUCCCUGGGGAAGAUUGAAGAGAUUGUCCAGAAUAUGCAAAAAUCCACAGCCAGGGUUGUUCUAGUUUUCCUAAGCAGUUCCAAUUUCCAGCCCAUCCUGUAUGGCUUACUGGCUGUCCCUGUCUCAGGCCAGGUCUGGGUCAGCAAGAACAUUCUUCACAUGGUGCUCACCAUCACCAUUCCAGGCAUUUCCCAGGUACUGCACAGCACAUUUGGCCUUCUGUAUCACAGCAGCAGGGCAAUUGGCUUCCCUGAGUUCCUUGCUCACCUGCGGCCCAGCCAGACCCCCGAAGACAUGUUUAUAAAGAAGUUUUGGGAGUUCACCUUUGAUUGUACAUGGCCCCACCAGAGCAGCACAAUGACAGAGGGUGUCCAGUUGUGCUCAGGGAAUGAGAGUCUGAAAAACAAGCAGCAUCCUUUCCCAGAAGUGAGUCAAAUUGAUGAUGCUUACACAGCUGUCUACAGCAUUGCUCAUGCCCUGCAAGACAUGAUAACCCAUGGGCACCAGCAUGGGAAAGUAACCAACUCUCAGGAUGUCCAACCCUGGCAGCUGUUUCAAGCCCUCAGGAAGGUGCACUUCAAGACUCCUGAUGGAAGCGAAAUUAUAUUUGAUGCUAAUGGAGAUUUGGUGACAAAAUUUGACAUUCUCCAAGGGCAGAAGACCCCUGAGGGUGUAUUUCACUUGGUCCAUGUAGGCACGAUAGACCCUCAAGUCUCUUUGGGGAACAAAAUGAAGUUCCAUUUGAUGGAGGAUCUUCAUGUGCCCAGCUCUGUCUGCAGUGAAAGCUGCCUUCCAGGGUUCAGCCAAGUGCCCAGGCUGGGAGUCCCCCACUGCUGUUUUGAUUACAGUCCCUGCCCUGAGGGACAGUUUGCAGACCAAAGAGAUAUAGAAUACUGUCUAAUAUGUGGUUAA
Messenger RNA from Peromyscus californicus insignis, 1620 nucleotides. Its product is annotated as extracellular calcium-sensing receptor-like. The transcript has 6 exons. The record is from RefSeq and is a predicted model, not a curated record. Gene Ontology annotation, biological process: G protein-coupled receptor signaling pathway. Lineage: Eukaryota; Metazoa; Chordata; Mammalia; Rodentia; Cricetidae. Gene Ontology annotation, cellular component: membrane. The annotation marks the transcript as partial. Gene Ontology annotation, molecular function: G protein-coupled receptor activity.